This is a messenger RNA of Ruditapes philippinarum (Manila clam), 4156 nucleotides long. RefSeq lists its product as uncharacterized. The record is from RefSeq and is a predicted model, not a curated record. Lineage: Eukaryota; Metazoa; Mollusca; Bivalvia; Venerida; Veneridae. Bases 141 to 929 code for a protein of 262 amino acids. The transcript has a single exon.
UUGCGUAGAUCUAAUAAAACUGAAGAAGAUUCUGAUAAGAACCAUCAUAUGAAGGCACUGGUAAAACUGUGGAUUUAUCGCAAUAUGGUCCAUGUCCUAAUUGUUAUGGAUGGAUUGUUCGUCGCUCUUUGAAAAGACAUAUGAAUGUGUGUUCAUCCGAGAACUAUUCCUCAAAGCGGUCUUUGAUGGUACAAUCAGAUAUUAUCAUGGGAAAGUUACCAGAAGAGGCAUCUCAAGCUCUAGUCAAUGAAGUUUUCCCUAUAAUGAAAAACGAUGAUAUAGCUGAAAUUGCAUGCCAUGACUCUCUUAUAAUAAACCUAGGAAAUCAGUGGAUGAUGCGUAACAGGGGAAAUGAGAUAAUGAGGAAAUAUUAUACCAGCUCUGUGAUGCGCUUAGCAGCAAAAUUGAAACAGGCCACUCAAAAACUUUCCAACACAACUCUAGAAAUGAGUAAAUAUUUGGCACCAAAGUAUUUUGAAGUUGUUACAAAGGCAGCCUUAGUGUGCUGCCAUGCAGAGGAUGAAGAAGAUUUAAAGGCCCCUAGCAAUGCUUUAAAAUUAGGGCAUGAUAUAAAGAGAAUGGUUGAUGCGAAACUUGCCAAAGCAAUCAUACAAGAAGAUAAUGAUGAGCAAAAAGAAGCCCAAGACUUCCUCAGACUUAUGUCAAUGCAGUGGGGCCUUCGAGUUACAAAGUUAGCUAGAUGUGUUUUAAUUGAACGCUCCUUUAAUCAAGUGAAGGAGUUACCUCUGCCUGAUGAUGUAAAAAAACUGUCCAUGCACCUUCAAAAAGAAUUGUCAGGUGUUGAUUUGGAAGACUGUACUUUCUGUAACUUCAGGAAAAUCGCUAUAUUGACGUUAACCAGAAUAACACUAUUCAACAGGAGAAGAUGCCAUGAAGUGCAGGCUUUAAGAGGAAUUCAAAUGUCUUAAACUACCAGGACAGAAACGAAUAGAAAAAAUAAUGAAAGUAAGCUUAUCAAAGAAUGGAGAAAUAUACAAACGAAAGAGAGACACCAUUAAGAAAAAGCUAAGCAAUAUGAUGAUAAAAUUAAGAAACAAGUAACAUGAUUUUCAGGUUAAAGUGCUGAAAAUGUGAACCCAAAAAGUUAUUUUUUGCCUUGCUGUCUCCUCUGACACUCGUGCUAGUCUGAAUUGGAUUAUUUGUUCAUUUUUCAAAAAAUUAAAAAAAGUCUAGGGUUGCCUACCCAGAAUUUAUUCUUGUUUUUGUUGUUUAGUUGAAAAUGUUAAAUAAGCUGUUUUCAAAUGUAUAAAGAAACAGUAGUGCUUUAUAGUUUAAAUGUUUAAAAACAGUUUUAAAGACAGUUGGCAAGAAGCACUUCUAAACAAAUAUUUACUUUCUGCAACAAAUUUAAAUUUGUUUGUGUUGGUGCAUUCCAUAACUAUAUGUUAAUAAUUAAUUGUGAAAUAUAUUGAAAUAAUUACAUUAUUUUCCAUAAACUUGGGAUUUAUUUUGUUAGUAUUCAGUAGAAAAUGUAUUUUGAUUACAAGGUGACCGUCAAUUUUAUGUAUUGUUUUUUUAAAGGACAACUGCUUUGCCAGUGGUAUAACAGAUGAUUGCUUGUCAUUGUUGCAUAUCACACUCUUAUGUUUAUGUGCCUUUGUGAUGACUGAUGCUGGGCAAUGCAUUAAGUAAAGAGUUAAGUCUAUUGAAUUAAAAUACCUUUACAUUUUUUCAGGGGCAUUUGUCACUUUGCUCAACAGCUCUUGUUCAUUUAAUUGAUUGAUUAUGUUUGAUGGAUCAGUGUCACAUCUGCCUACUUUUUUUUUGUUUCCUUUUUGUUGCGUUUUGUCAUUGUAUUUCACGGAGCAAGCUGGGAAAGUCUUGUUAAAUCUUGCAUUAACUUAAUUUCAAAACUGUUAUAUUGACACAUUUUUUUUUUAGAUAUUGUAAUAAUAAAUGCACAAAAGUUUGUUUCUUUAUAUCAUUGAUAAAAUGAAAGUACAUUGCAAAUUUUUCCUACAUUUAUAUUUUUUCUCUGCUUUUUUGAAGACGGAUAUUACCAUGACAUCAGUGUUAGUUAACCUUUUUAGUUUUUUGUUUAUGGUGCAUCAUUUUAAUAUUAAUUAACCUAUAACAAAAUAACUUCAUAUUUGAGUUUACCUCCAACACCCAUUUUCAGGUCAAAAGGUCAAUGUCACUAAAAAAAUUCAAUGGGCUGUAAAAUAAUAAUGCAUAUACCUUGAUGAGUUCCGCCUGCCACACCGAUUCUCAGGUUAAAGGUCACAUGGACCAUACAUAUAUGUAUGUAUGUAGUUAUGUAAUUGGCCAUAAAAUGAUAGUGCAUAUAUUCAGGGACUUGAAUAUUAGAAUAUAGAUAUACUUCCAUGAAAUUUACCUUCAUCUAUUUAUGUCAAAGGACAAUGUCACUGGUACCUGAUAUUUUUUAAAAUGUUACAGGCCAUAUUGAAAGUGCAUAUAACUAGGGGACUACAUCUUGAUGAACUCUACCUCUCUGAACCAUUUUCAGGUUCAAAGGUAAAGGUCAAUUGGACUUGUUUUAAGAAAUGCAACUGGUCAUAAAAUGAACGUGCAUUUACCCAGUAACUUCAAACUUCCUACAUGCAUGAACCUCAUUGACUUCUUCCUGCCACUUAAAGUUUCAGGUCAAAGCCUCUUGCAACCUGUAAAAUGAAAGUGCAUAUGACUUGUAACUUCAAACAUCAUUUGUGAAUGUAAUUUUAUCAUUUCAACCUUCUACACCUAUUUUCAAGUCAUUAUGCCAGAGGUCAAGUUCACUGGCAUCUGUUUUAAAAUUGGUGAUGAAAUGACCAGGAACUCCAAACUUCAUGCAUGGAUGCACAUUGAUGAUUUCUACCUCCUUCAGUCAUUUGUGGUCAUAAGGUCAAGGUUAAAUGUGUAAAUUGUGCUUUUUACUAAUCCAGAACCAUGCUGCUCAUUGGACAGCUCUUGUUUAAAAAACAAAUUGACUUUUAACUUUUUAAAGUUUGUAGUUUGUUCUCAAUGAGAGCCCAUGACGCUUAGUAUAAAUAGAAUGUCCUGAAAGAAAUUUAACUUUACUGAAGUUGUCUCUGUAUUUUUUUGGCGCUUUGACAUACUUGUUUAAUAUUAGAAUUAUGUAUGUUCAUGAAAAUUAAUCAAUAUCUUUGAUGUGAAAGCAUAACUUAUGUUGAAAAUAAAAUAUAUUUUAUCUUGAAAUUCUUGUUGAGUUUACAUCUCAACUGAUUAAGAAGAAAGGAAAAUAAACUAGAACUGCCACUAUCAUGGCGUGAAUACCCCCGCAUACCACUUUGUCAGAAUCAACAGUGGCCAUUUAGAGCUCAAGGACAACCUCCCAGCCAAAUCUGAGGUAACUAAGCCAGUGCAUUGCUAAGUUAUGUAUUCUACAUGCUUUAAAUGUGAAAAUGUCAAAAUCAAUACAUUGCGGACAGGACAUUCUUUGGCAAUUAAGAAAAAAAGCUUCUUUUUUUGUCAAGGUCCCUGUGACCUUGACCUUUGACCCAGUGACCUCAAAAUCAAUAGGGGUCACCUUAUAGUCAUGAUCAACAUCCAUGCCAAAUAUGAAGACUGUGGGUCAAAGGAAUCUUAAGUUAUUGGGCAGACAAACUUUUUGAAGUCAAAGUCCCUGUGACCUUGACCUGGUGACCUCAAAAUCAAUAGGGGUCAUCUACUAAUCAUGACUAACCUCCAUGCCGAAUAUGAAGACUGUGGGUCAAAGGAAUCUUAAGUUAUAGGGCGGACAAGCUUUUUGAAGUCAAGGCCCCUGUGACCUUGACCUUUGACCUGGUGACCUUAAAGUCAAUAGGGGUCAUCUACUAAUCAUGACUAACCUCCAUGCCAAAUAUGAAGACUGUGGGUCAAAGGAAUCUUAAGUUAUUAGGCGGACAAGCUUUUUGAAGUCAAGGCCCCUGUGACCUUGACCUUUGACCUGGUGACCUCAAAGUCAAUAGGGGUCAUCUACUAAUCAUGACUAACCUCCAUGCCAAAUAUGAAGACUGUGGGUCAAAGGAAUCUUAAGUUAUUGGGCGGACAAGCUUUUUGAAGUCAAGGCCCCUGUGACCUUGACCUUUGACCUGGUGACCUCAAAGUCAAUAGGGGUCAUCUACUUAUCAUGACUAGCCUCCAUGCCAAAUAUGAAGACUGUGGGUCAAAGGAAUCUUAAGUUAUUGGGCGGACA